Messenger RNA from Bombus pascuorum, 2733 nucleotides. It is a transcript of the gene fat-spondin, whose product is annotated as spondin-1. Lineage: Eukaryota; Metazoa; Arthropoda; Insecta; Hymenoptera; Apidae. The record is from RefSeq and is a predicted model, not a curated record. Gene Ontology annotation, biological process: cell adhesion. Gene Ontology annotation, cellular component: extracellular matrix. Gene Ontology annotation, molecular function: serine-type endopeptidase inhibitor activity. The coding region runs from base 202 to 2496 and encodes 764 amino acids. The transcript is spliced from 12 exons.
UUGAUAUUUUUCGAAUCGUCGCUGCUAACUUUCCUGGCCCGCGAUACCGGCUGUCCGGUUCGUCAUCUCGUUUAGUCGUGUCCGAUCGUUCUCCCGUUUUACUUAACAUCUCGGCUGCUCUGCUGUACGCGUUACAGUUUCGGCUUCUUUCUGUCCGUCCGCUGAAAAAAGAUUGCGUGAUCGUGUCAGAAAAUCACCAACAUGUGCAGCGGUAUAGCAGACUGCACGAUGUUGUUCCUGACCGUGACAACGUGUCUGGUGAUGGCGGUACAGGCCGGAUGUCCUAUGCGACCGACCGCGGAACAAACUUCCGCUCCGAGGACCACGGGCGACGGUGGCUAUAGGAUACUCGUUAGCGGGAAGGCCGACAAAUAUAUUCCCAACGCUGUUUACACGAUCAGUUUGCAAGGAUCACAAACGCACGAGAGGCUGCAACAGUUCACGCGUUUCACGCUCUCGGUGAAUUCUCAACACGCUCCAAAUAAUCUGAACGCUCGAGUAGGAUACUUUCAACUGUUCUCCGAUUCUUUGACCACGUUCAAUGAAGAUUGCGUCAACACCAUCUCGGAAGCUUCCGAUUAUCCGAAAACGGAGAUCCAAGUGAUGUGGAAGGCACCGCCGUCAGGAUCAGGAUGCGUUAUCUUUACAGCUAUGGUACUGGAGAAUAGCGUGCGAUGGUACGCCGAGGACGCUGGCCUAACCAAGACCUUCUGCGAAAUGGAAGCAGCCGAGACCGCGACCUUCAAUGUGGACAAAUGCUGCGCCUGCGACGAGGCAAAAUACUCGUUGACAAUGGAAGGACUCUGGUCAAACGUGACUCAUCCAAAAGAUUUUCCAUUUUCUAUUUGGUUGACCCACUUCAGUGACCUAAUCGGCGCUUCUCACGUGCCGACAUUUUCCUUCUGGGGUAAGGACCACAUCGCAACUGAUGGCUUCCGGCAGUUAGCUGAGUGGGGAUCCGCGUCAGGAGUAGAAUCUGAGCUCAGGGCUCAAACCGGAAAUAAAUUAAAAACGCUCAUCAAAGCUGCUGGAUUGUGGUACCCAAACGUAAACAGCAAUACUACCAGCAGUUUCAAAGUGGAUAGGCUACAUCCCAUGAUAUCUGCAGCUUCCAUGUUUGGCCCUUCUCCAGAUUGGGUCGUCGGUGUUAGUAAACUAAAUCUCUGUAGAAAGGACUGUACCUGGACCAAAAGCGAGAUAAUCGAUUUAUACCCGUGGGACGCUGGCACUGACAAUGGAAUCUCCUACAUGUCACCCAAUUCUGAAACAAAGCCGCGCGAGAAGAUGAAACCAAUCACCACUCUGUACCCUGAAGAUCCCAGAUCACCGUUUUACGACCCAACUGGAAGGCCCAUGCAGCCAUUAGCCAGGUUGUAUCUGAACAGAGAGAAAAUUAUUCCGCGGGGUUGCGACGAGGAAAUUCUUCAGCAACAAGUCACGCAGCUCGAGGUAGCUGAGAACACCGAGGAUACUUCUAGACCCGAAUGUCAGACUACAGAGUACACAGCUUGGUCAAGCUGCUCGGUGACUUGCGGCAAAGGACUGAGAAUGCGUACUAGGUCGUAUCUAAUGCCUGAAAAAGCAACAAUGUUCAAGUGCAACAGGCAAUUAGUUUCAAAGGAAAUGUGUGUCUCAUCGACCCCGGAAUGCCCUGGAGAGGAAGAGACAGACGAUACUGAUUUGCUGCCGGUUCUUAAUAAUCCUUUCUGCGAGACAACUGAUUGGAGUUCCUGGUCCGAGUGCUCCUCUACGUGUGGUCCGGGGCUGAAGAUGCGAACAAGACGAUUCCGGAAUAGCAUGGGUCGUAAACGAUGUCCUCACGUUUCCAUUGUCGAGAAAGAAAAAUGUAUGGAAGCGGCGUGCGCGCCUGGCUCAGAGGAACAGAUCGAUCCUACGUGCAAGGUGACUGAGUGGUCCGAUUGGUCUCCGUGUAGCGCUUCUUGCGGAAAGGGGGUAAAAUUGAGAACCAGACUGUUGAUGGUAGACCCGUCACAGCAACAACAUUGCUCCUCUAAAAUGGAAUUGCUGCAGCAACGUCCGUGUUUGGAGCAGGCUGACUGUACUUUCGACAUGGCAACUGCAAAAGUGGUCUGUAUGGAACAAGCUGAUCCUGGACCCUGCAGGGGUUACUUCCAGAGGUGGGCGUUCGUUCCUCAGAAACUGAUGUGCGUACCCUUUGGCUAUGGAGGUUGUCGCGGUAACAGGAACAACUUCUUGACUGCUGAUGAGUGCAACAAUACCUGUCGUAUUGUACGAGACAUUCUUAGCGGGCAGCCCAUAAGUGAAGCUGACGCUAGAAAUGGCCUGGUACCUAGCGCAGAACCUGUCGAUUGUCGUGUGAGCAGGUGGUCACCUUGGUCACCUUGUAGCGUCACGUGUGGUACAGGUCGUGUUACCAGUUAUCGUACAAUCCUGCAAGAGCCACAAAACGGAGGAAAUCCUUGUCCCAAGAAGCUUCAGCGGCGAUUCAGAUGCCAGCUAGCGCCAUGCGAGUAACACUUUGAAGAAAUUCGAUCUUUAAUCAACUGAGACGACGAAUAAAAGAUGAAGUAUGCAUCUGGGAUUUUGUGCAAAAAAAGUUGUCGGUUUUAUAUAAGAAAUCCUGUAAAGAAGUAUUCCUUCUGCUCUGAAAUUAUGAAUUCUGGUGACAGAUUAUAACAUUAGCUUGUAUAUGAUAUGACAGGUAUGAAAGAAACCGAUGUAUCAGAAUAAAUGGUAUUUUAUUAAUGGUCA